AUGUCUUCUCCCGGCUUUCCACCUUACCUUAGGAAUGAUUCAGUCCCAAUUGAUUUCAAUUGCACACAGGGCAUUCAGUGGGUUUGGGUCAUUCUUCGACAGUGUGCCGUCUCACCAAAGGAAAUAGCUGGUGUUUCUUUGGGUCUACUUUCAGCGGUAGUCUGGAUUGUGUUCUUGAUACCUCAAAUUGUCGAAAAUUAUCGCAAAGGUAUCCCUGAUAAGGCCAUCUCUCCCACUUUGCUUGCGUGUUUUAUAAUCGGCGACAGCUUUAAUCUUGUUGGUUGCCUUCUUACUCACCAACUACCUUUGCAAGUAUACAUGGUCGAAAUCUCCACAGCAGAUGAGUCCAACGGUGGAGGGGUUGCUCAGGAACAAGGAAUCGCUUGUGGGUGGAAGCGCGGAACAACUGAAGGCCUCAGUCCGAUCGUCUUCGUAUUGUCCGUCAUUGGCAAUUUGGCUUACGGUCUGCAAAUAUUUUUGACUUCAGUUGAACGAAAUUUUCUCAUUCGAUCUCUUCCCUGGGUCGCUGGCUCAUUUGGCGUUCUAAUUUUCGACACUACUGUACGUCGUUUUAUUUAUCCUUUCAGUUAUCAUAAAACAGCAUCCUUACCUUAG
Messenger RNA from Mesocestoides corti, 615 nucleotides. Lineage: Eukaryota; Metazoa; Platyhelminthes; Cestoda; Cyclophyllidea; Mesocestoididae. The record is from the annotation of a GenBank genome assembly.